Messenger RNA from Hibiscus syriacus, 360 nucleotides. Its product is annotated as DAZ-associated protein 1-like. The coding region runs from base 1 to 360 and encodes 119 amino acids. Lineage: Eukaryota; Viridiplantae; Streptophyta; Magnoliopsida; Malvales; Malvaceae. The transcript has a single exon. The record is from RefSeq and is a predicted model, not a curated record.
AUGCCCUUACCAUGUUACCCAUCAGCAGCAGGCACCGGAGGAGGUGCUGGCGCAGUCACUCAAUCGCCUUCGGCUAGUUAUUCACCACCUUCACAGACGGGAGUAUACCCUCCACCUGCAGGGAACCUACCAUACUACACACAACCACCGCCUUAUGGUGUUAAUUCUUUAUAUGGUCCGCCUCCUCCUGACCCUAUCUGGCCUUAUUUCCCGUACUACUAUAGAAAACCUCCGCACAAGACAGAUGAUCAGUCAUCGGGAACAACAGUUAGGAAUGGAAAAUCAAUCUUCAUCAUCACAGCUACCACAAGUCUUGUUGUAUUUAUUAUUCUAGUUAUUUCUAGUUUAGGGAAUUACUAG